Messenger RNA from Fusarium odoratissimum NRRL 54006, 1418 nucleotides. Its product is annotated as amidase. The record is from RefSeq and is a predicted model, not a curated record. The coding region runs from base 93 to 1418 and encodes 441 amino acids. The transcript has 3 exons. NCBI's taxonomy places the organism in Eukaryota, Fungi, Ascomycota, Sordariomycetes, Hypocreales, Nectriaceae.
CAAGCCUCGACGAUCUAGUGAAUAGGAGAGAUCUUUAUAUGCAAGCUUCUGACCCAUCUUCUAGCCUAUAGAACUGUUUAAGGAUUGUCACUAUGCUGGUACAGCCCUACCAACUCUCGGCAACUGAUGUCGCUGCCAAGAUCCGAGAUGGCCAGCUCUCAGUUGAGGAGUAUGCGCAGUCACUCCUGGCACGUAUCAAAGAGCGAGAUCCAGUUGUGAAAGCAUGGGCUUAUAUCAAUCCUGAUCAAGUACUCCAAGAAGCUCGGAAACUAGAUGCUGUCCCCAAGGAAGACCGAGGACCUUUGCAUGGUGUUGCAAUUGCGGUCAAGGAUGUCAUCUACACGAAGGAUAUGCCAACGCAGUUUAACUCACCCAUCUACAAAGAUGAUGCUCCCCAAGUCGACGCAGCUAGCAUCAUCAUCCUCCGCAAAGCAGGUGCGCUCAUACUAGGCAAGACGACCACCACCGAAUUCGCAGCCACUACUCAAGGACCUCAAACAACAAACCCUCACGAUAGUUCUCGUACACCUGGAGGCUCAUCAUCAGGAUCUGGGGCAGUUGUAGCAGACUUCCAAGUUCCCCUCAGUCUUGGAACACAGACCGGAGGAAGCACCAUCCGCCCAGCCUCUUUCAACGGUAUCUAUGGAUUCAAACCAACAUGGAACUCAAUCUCAAGGGAAGGGCAGAAAGUAUUCUCGCUUAUUCUUGAUACAUUAGGCAUUUACGCUCGGACCGUGGAGGAUCUGAACUUACUCGCUGAUGUAUUUGCCUUGCAAGACGACGAGCCACCUAACCAAAAAUACUCUCUCAAAAAAGGAAAAUUCGCGAUCUGCAAAACAAUGGUUUGGCCCCAAGCUGGCCCCGGUCUAGUCAAAGCAACGGAUAAGGCCGUUGAACUCCUCCGAUCAAGCGGUGCUACGGUAGAAGAGAUUGAGUUUCCCGAACAUCUGCAAGAUCUACCAAAAUGGCACUCCAUCGUCUUCAACACUGAUGGACGAACAGCCUUUCUACCAGAGUAUAGGGUUGACAAGACCCAGAUUGCAGAUCAGCUGGUUGGACACGUUGAGAACCGCCUCAAGAUCUCUAAAGCUGCGCAGGUUAAGGCUUUUGAUGACAUUGCAGCGGCAAGACCUGUUGUUGAUGACAUGUUGGCGGAUUAUGAUGCUGUGUUGGUUCCGAGUGUACCGGAUGAGGCACCGAAGGGCAUUGAGGCUACUGGAAGUGCUGCAUUCAAUCUGAUAUGGACUGCGCUGCAUACUCCUGUCAUCAACAUUCCGGGGUUCGCUGGUGAGAACGGAAUGCCGAUUGGCUUGUCCCUUGUUGCACCUAGGUAUCACGACAGAAAGCUUCUGGUAGUGAGUGAAGCUGUAGGAAGGCUCUUCGAGACAUCAGGAGGAUGGAAAUCACAGGUAGUCUAG